UGAUGUUCCUCAUCCAAAUCUCCGCGGCUUUCAGAGCCUACGUGCAGUCAGUCAUGAGCAAGUUUUGGUAAAGAAAAAGAGGAAGGAAUCCUCCUGAAACCCCGACCCAUUCAAAACACGAGCAGUCUGCUGCUGGAGCCGGUGGUCGAGGCGACGAUGCUCCUCGGAACAAGCGUGUGUCUGUGUGUCCUCGUGCUGUCUCUGCGGGUGGAGGCUCAGUAUGAGAAGUACAGCUUUAAAAGUUUCCCCCAGAAGGACAUCAUGCCGCUGGACACCGCGUAUGGCUACGCGAUGGAGCAGUACGCGGCGCAGAACUGGGACGACAGCAUCAAGUAUCUGGAGCUGAGUCUGCGGCUCCACCGGCUCCUGCGGGACAGCGAGGCAUUCUGCAGCCGCAACUGCAGCACCGUGAGCCGGGCAGACCCGGACCCCGAACUCGGCGACAGCAGCCUCCGCGUCGUGCGCCACAUCCUCCUCAGAGCUGCGUGCCUGAAAAAGUGCAAGGCGCAGUUUCCAGUGUUUAAAGUCGCGUAUCCACGCAGGGAUGUACUGGAAACGUUCGAACAAAGGAUACCGUACCGGUACAUACAGUACGCGCACUACCAGCUGAAUAACGUGGAGAAGGCUAUCGCAGCAGCCCACACUUACCUGAAGAAGAACCCGAAAGACUCCUACCUGACCAAGAACAUGAACUACUACAAGACGCUGUUCGACGUGGAGGAAUAUCUCAUCGACCACGAGGAGCAGCCGUACGAGAGUGUGUUCCUCAAGAGCGUGAUGCUCUACAACACUGGGGACUUCAGCAACAGUGCCCGGAACAUGGAGCAGGCCGUCACACAGUACUUUGAGAUCUACAGCCUCUGCCAGGCGGGCUGCGAGGGCUCGUUUGAGAUCGUGGAGUACAAAGACUUCUACCCCACGAUGGCGGAUCUCUACACCGAUGUGCUCAAGUGUAAGAUAAAAUGUGAGGAGAACCUGACGCCCAACGUUGGAGGAUUCUUUGUGGAGAAGUUUGUCGCCACGAUGUAUCACUACCUCCAGUUUUCCUAUUACAAAUUGAACGACGCAAAGAACGCUGCUCCGUGUGCAGCCAGUUACAUGCUGUUUGAUCCCAAAGACCAGGUGAUGCAGCAGAACGUCGCAUACUACCGUUUUUACCGGGAGCAGUGGGGCCUCGAGGAGCCAGACUUUCAGCCUCGGACUGAAGCACUGAGGUAUUUUAACCAGACAACCAAACUGAAGGAGAUGCUGGAGUUUGCACUGAACUACCUUCAAACAGACGACGAGGGCGUGGUAGGUCCAGAAGAAACGGGGGCCCCACACUUGGAGAACCCCGACGUGGAGUUCGAGGGGAUGGGAGAUUAUGAAGAGUCGUUCCUGGCCGACUGGUGGCAGGAACCUAAAACAAAGUGGGACAUUGGAGAAGAGACAAACUGACCUCUGACCUCGUACCGUAUGUAAGCAGAGUGCUUCUUCGCCCCAGCUCUGUCCCACCUGUCAGGACGACAUACCAAAGACUACUGACAGACAGACAGACAGACCAACAGUUCCAUCAGUAUUAAGCAGGAAAACAUGACUCACACUCAAGCUCUUCGUUCUCCUGAACUUCUCCAUCAUGUUGAUCCAGAUCAGAGAUUGACAUAUUCUGUCUUGGCUGCCAUCAGCCUCUUAAAAACAAACACCUUUUUUUUUAUAACAAAUCACUGGCCAAUGACUCUUCUACCAUGUUUAUUUAAGGAAAUCUGACAUGUAGCUUUUCUAAUGCCGAACAACCAACUGGGUUGUAAUAAUUUGGUCAUAAAAAUAAAAUAUUUUAAUAUAUAUAUAUAUAUAUUAUUUCCCCAGUUAAUUUCAGCAGGAUUGUAGUAGAGUGAUGGGAUGAUACAUUUUAGAGUACAAUUGUGAUGUUUUUAUUCAGUAAUUUAUUGAGGGGGAAAAAAAACAAGAAAUAGAUUUAGAUUUGCAGCUUUUUUCCCCUUUCAUCCUUUUUAAGUUGGAAAUCCCAUUGUUAGUUUAAACAGUGGGAAACAGAAUUACACAAUUCUGCCUGUUUGUGAACAUAAAAAUGAUUAUAAACAGGGAAACGGGCAAAGGUAGGUGCCAUGUGAGAACAGGAGGUGUGGUUCCAUGUUUUAGUAUUUUAUUUUUCAAUCCAUCUACAAGCCUUGGUUCAUUUCUUUCUUUUUGUCUCAAUUCAAAAAGAUAGUGUCUAAAAAAGAUAGUGUCUUUUUCUCUUUUUUUUUUACCCCCCUCCCUUCACUUGGAACGGCCAGAUUGGAUUUGAUACCAUCUCUGUACAUACUGUUAUUACGAUAGUGCAUCUGCCGUAGUGCUAAGCUUAAACAGACCAAACUUAUAGCUUGUGCACAGUAUCAAGACAAGUUGCCUCCUGGGACACUUAAUCAAGAUCUCUUUAAUCUCAUCUACAGUGGAGGUUUCAUUACAAAGUCUCUGGGCUGUGGCGUUCGCCCGCGGCAUCGGGGCUAUCAACAAAUGUACAGAGGAAGUCAUGUGACAUUUCAGUGACAGCUGGAAUGAUACAAGAGAGAACAUGACAGCCAGCUUAGCUGUGACACUGUCCUAUAAAAAAAUGCAUUGAUUACAGUAGAGAUUUGCAGAUGCGGGUCGAGUCGAGAGACCGGUACGUUUGCUGGAACAUAAAAUCCUAACAUAGCAUUUAAAUAAAUCUUCAAACAGUGCGUCAACAUUCAGCUUAUCUUGCACUUAUUUACAAAUCGUUGUGUGCGUACAAGUUGGCUAGUGCUCGUCUUCUGUUGGUACGUGACGUAAAAACAGUUGGGAUUCUUUUAUUGAUGUGCUGCUUGUGUGGUGCCAUGGCUGCAGCACACGGAAAGAAGUGAUUCUUCUUCUAGAGGUAAAAACCUGCCCCAUUGUACCAGUGACAGGACCAGUGUUAAGGUGUACAUGGACACAGUUGCCCCUAACACUAAUGUAAACAUGUACAUUCUUCCCUUGUUUAAAAAUGAACUCACACCCGUACAUUCACCUGUGCAACAAUACAAACACACGCACACAUUAAAACCUCCUAAGCGUACAAAGUUUGGGCCUGAAAGUGGUGAUCACACACACGCACGCACACACACACACACACACACACACAGACGGGUAUUGUGGAAUGUAUGUUGGUCAGUCUGUGGUAGGAAACACUAAGUUUGCGGUCUCUGCUGCUUUCAAAGUUCAGUGAUUGAAAAUGAUCCCAAAAACCAAAAAAUAAAACACCCAUCUUCCUCUUUU
Solea senegalensis (Senegalese sole) is the source of this 3255-nucleotide messenger RNA. RefSeq names its product prolyl 3-hydroxylase family member 4 (inactive) (gene p3h4). Bases 157 to 1437 code for a protein of 426 amino acids. NCBI's taxonomy places the organism in Eukaryota, Metazoa, Chordata, Actinopteri, Pleuronectiformes, Soleidae. Gene Ontology annotation, biological process: collagen fibril organization; peptidyl-lysine hydroxylation. Gene Ontology annotation, molecular function: protein binding; collagen binding. The record is from RefSeq and is a predicted model, not a curated record. The transcript has 7 exons. Gene Ontology annotation, cellular component: endoplasmic reticulum.